AUGUUUAGCGGAGAAGCACAAGAGAUUAAUGUAGACAGAAGCAGUAACAGUAGUAGUGGCUUAGAUGUGAAAACAGCAGUAGCAGUAGCAGCUGUAACAGUAGCAAAAGCAGCAGUAGCAAAGGAGGCAGUAGCAGGAGAAACAGCAGCAGCAGUAGUAGCAGCAGAAGCAGUAGCAGCAAUUGAAAUUGACAGUAACAGUAUCAGUAGUAGUAGCAAAAUCGUGAAUUCAGCAGUAGCAGGGGCAGCAGAGGACAUCCCUUGCAGGAGUAGUAGUAACGGAAGUAGCAGUAGCUGCAGUAUUAUUAGAAGCAGUAGAAGUAGCAGCAGUAGUAGCAGAAGUAGUACAAGUGGUAGUAGUAAAAUUAGUAGCAGAAGCAGCAGGCGUAGUAGUAUCAAAGGCACAAGUAGCAACAGCAACAGUAGAAGUAGCAGUAACAAUUGUACCAUAACCAAAAGUAUCAGCAUUAGAUGCAGCAGAUCCAGUUUAAGUAGAAGCAAUAGAGAAAAAGGAAUGGCAGAAGGAGUAGCAGCUGUAGCAGUAGUAGCAGCAGCAGGAGCAGCUGUUGUAAUAUAA
Messenger RNA from Mercenaria mercenaria, 576 nucleotides. RefSeq lists its product as uncharacterized. The coding region runs from base 1 to 576 and encodes 191 amino acids. The transcript is spliced from 2 exons. The record is from RefSeq and is a predicted model, not a curated record. NCBI's taxonomy places the organism in Eukaryota, Metazoa, Mollusca, Bivalvia, Venerida, Veneridae.